GUGCAAAUAACGCGAUACAAGAUGCCGAUCUGUUAACCAAAGAAUUAAUUAAUUCUGAAAAUAAAGAUUUAAUCGAGUGUAUUCGGAGAUACAAUGAACAAAUGCGAGUUCGAUCAUCUAAAGACGUUCUAACGUCACGUAGCAUGGCACUAAGGCAACGAAAACCAGUGGGUGAUUUUGGUUUAAUUCUUAGAUAUUUCUUUUUUAAAGUACUUGCUGUCUUUUUCUAUGUUUCUGUAUUUAUUAAAGUCCAUACUUAG
Scutellospora calospora is the source of this 260-nucleotide messenger RNA. Lineage: Eukaryota; Fungi; Glomeromycota; Glomeromycetes; Diversisporales; Gigasporaceae. The record is from the annotation of a GenBank genome assembly.